CGUCACGUGGUCAAAAAAACAAAACGUCAGUGAACGUCACUGAAAAUUAUAUUUAUUAGUUGCAAAGAUAAGAGCUGCAAAAUUUAAAUUAUCGUUGUAAUUUCUAAUAAGAAGGUACAAUAAUUAUACCAUGGAGACCGAAAAAGAGGUUAUUAAGGAAACUAUCAAUACUGAACCCAUGUUACAAGAUCCGUUGUACAUAACCUUACUAAGUGUGGUCGUGCUGUUAGUUACUUUCCUAGUUUGGUGGUUUUUGUCGUCACGUCGCCAUUUGCGUCGGUCGGUGCUAUUCACCGGUCUUUCAGAUGCCGGCAAGACAUCCCUGUUUGUUAGACUCGCAUAUUCUGAAUUUAGGCAAACAUUCACGUCUAUGAAAGAAAAUAUUGAGGACUAUGAUACAUCGAAUAAUAAAACAUUGAGGAUUGUAGAUCUCCCUGGUCAAGAGCGUCUCAGGAACAAGUUCUUUGAUCAAUACAAACACAGUGCUAAAGCCAUUGUGUAUGUUGUUGAUUCUGUUACUAUACAGAAGGAGAUCAGGGAUGUGGCUGAAUACUUGUACACAAUACUUGUGGAUCCUGUAAUUCAGAGCAACUGCCCCCCUGUACUAAUUCUGUGCAACAAGCAAGAUCUACCAAUGGCGAAGGGCGGACAACUCAUCAAGAGCCUUCUUGAGAAGGAAAUAAACCUAGUACGUGUGACCAAAUCUAGCCAGUUGGAGUCAGUGGAUUCUUCUCAAUCAAAUAAUACGACAUAUCUUGGAAAGGCCGGAAAAGACUUCGAGUUUUCGCAUCUCAGCUGCAAAGUCGAUGUUCUAGAGAGUUCCAUAAAUAUGGGCGAUCAAGAUGAUGAUCCUAUAGAAAUGCAGGGAAUACAUGAUUGGAUUGCUAAACUAUAAAAAGUGGUCCAAAAUAAUGGAAUAAACUCACUAUCUGUCCUAUUUUCUCAUUUUUUCCUACUGCUGUGUCUACUAGCAAUAAAACUUGCAGCUGUAAUUGUCAUGUCAAACUCAUAUUGACUUGCUGCAAGUGCUUACACAGUUCAAGUGACUUACUUGCCAAAGCUUCUGCAAGUUUAAUUGCUAAGACGACACUGCAUUGUAAACGCUUGAAGACUUAACAUGCGCUAGACAUGAGUAAUUUGUAAGACUUUUGAUUGUUAAAUUUAUGCAUUUUGAACCUAUUUUUGUAAGAAAUAUUUUAUAAAUAAAACGUUUAAAAUAA
Messenger RNA from Maniola jurtina (meadow brown), 1220 nucleotides. It is a transcript of the gene SrpRbeta, whose product is annotated as signal recognition particle receptor subunit beta. Gene Ontology annotation, biological process: intracellular protein transport; protein localization to organelle; Golgi to plasma membrane protein transport. The record is from RefSeq and is a predicted model, not a curated record. Lineage: Eukaryota; Metazoa; Arthropoda; Insecta; Lepidoptera; Nymphalidae. Gene Ontology annotation, molecular function: GTP binding. The coding region runs from base 131 to 895 and encodes 254 amino acids. Gene Ontology annotation, cellular component: Golgi apparatus. The transcript has 5 exons.